AUGAGCAAUUCGCUGGAAGAGCGGCUGAAAUCCAACUCUAAUGCAUUUGACGGGCUGCUGUCGCUGAUUCCCGCCAAGUACUAUUACGACGAUAAGACUCAAGAGCAAUGGAGGGCGUCGAAGAAGACGAAGACCCAGACCCGGCUCGACAAGCGCAAGAAGCUAAACCCUGUAGAGCAGGACCAGGAGUCGUCUUCUGCGCUGGAGGUGAAGAGAAAGCGGGAGGAGGAGGCCAAGCCCGUCGUGCUACCGGGGGAGAAGCUACAGCAGAUGAAUGCGGUGCAACAGGCUGCGACGGCACAGAUCUCGGAGGAGGACGAUGCGGAGGCUGGUGAGCACGAGGAGGUUGAGCACGAGGACGAAGAGACAAUCAGCGUGGUGUUCGACGACGAGGGCAACGCGGUGGACGGGAAGCAUGCUGCGGCGGGGGACAAGCCUGCUGAGGACAAAGAUACCUCGGGCAAGGAGAAGCGACAGAAGAACAUGGAGGCGCUGCGUGCCAAGCUGCAGGAGAGGAUCCGGCAGAUGAAGGAGAAGCGGAAGGCGCCCGGCACGCGCGUGGACGGCGCCCCCAGCUCGCGGGAGGCCAUUUUGGCGCAGCGCAAGAAGCGGGAGGAACUGCGGAAGCGGCGGCAGGAAGAGGAAAGACAGCGGCAGGAUGAUUCGGGCGACGAGAGCGAAUCCGACUCAGAAAGCGACAUGGAUGACCAGCCGCCGACCAAGCAGCGCAAGCGCGACGCAGAGCUGUCUGCCAAGGAUGUCAUUUUCCAGAAUAUAGUAUUCGAUGACGGUUCCCGUGCAACCUCAGACCUGCAGCGCCUCCGCCGCACCGACCGGAAGAAGGGCCCCGCGAAGAACGAUAUUAAGGCACAUCUGAAACUGGCGGAAGCACGCACUUCGCAGUUGGAGAGCAAGGACGAGCUGCAGCAGAUAAUGAUUAAAGAGAAGGAAAAGUGGAAGCGUGCGAUGCUGCAGGCAGAGGGUGUGAGACUCAAGGACGAUGAAAAGCUACUACGCAAGGCGUUGAAGCGCAAGGAGGCCAAGAAGCGCAAGUCGGCAAUUGAGUGGAAGGAGCGCGAGCAGACCGUCACCACAUCUAUCUCCGAGAAACAGAAGAGAAGAGAGGAAAACCUGGCAAUAAGGAAGAGCAAUAAGGGCGUGAAGAAGUCGAAACAACAGAAGAUGAAGAGAAAGUUCACUGGCGCAAUUGUUCCCAAGAAAAGAGCUGGGUUUGAGGGCCGCCUAAAGAGUGGAAAGAGGAAAUAA
This is a messenger RNA of Eremothecium gossypii ATCC 10895, 1266 nucleotides long. RefSeq names its product ribosome biosynthesis protein RRP14 (gene RRP14). Gene Ontology annotation, cellular component: nucleolus. The transcript has a single exon. Gene Ontology annotation, biological process: ribosomal large subunit biogenesis; ribosomal small subunit biogenesis. Lineage: Eukaryota; Fungi; Ascomycota; Saccharomycetes; Saccharomycetales; Saccharomycetaceae. The coding region runs from base 1 to 1266 and encodes 421 amino acids. Gene Ontology annotation, molecular function: DNA binding; RNA binding. The record is from RefSeq and is marked provisional.